Cryptosporidium muris RN66 is the source of this 1530-nucleotide messenger RNA. RefSeq lists its product as uncharacterized. Gene Ontology annotation, molecular function: magnesium ion transmembrane transporter activity. The transcript has a single exon. The coding region runs from base 1 to 1530 and encodes 509 amino acids. Gene Ontology annotation, cellular component: membrane. Gene Ontology annotation, biological process: magnesium ion transport. The record is from RefSeq and is a predicted model, not a curated record. NCBI's taxonomy places the organism in Eukaryota, Apicomplexa, Conoidasida, Eucoccidiorida, Cryptosporidiidae.
AUGGAUUGGCAAUUCCAUGGACAUGUGAGAGAUAUUGAUGCGGUCAUUCAUCUCAUUAAUUCGUCAUUUCUAUCUGGAAGUGUGGCAUUGGGUAUAAUCUUAACUGCAAUUGGUUCCUGCUUUAUGGCAUUUGGCAACACAUAUAUGAAACGAGGCCUCCAUCUACAACAGGAGAAGUGUUUAGGCACAGCCGAUAGAUAUAUUCCUAGUAUGGCAUAUCAUGAAAUUACUUGGUGGAUUGGGAUUAUAUCUUAUACAUUUGGUGCACUAAUUCAUGUCAUAGCACUAGGAUUUGCUCCUGCAUCUAUAUUAGCACCCAUGAACAGCUUUGGUUUGGUAGCUAAUGCAUUUGCAGCAGCAACGCUUCUAGAUGAACACUUUGGAUGCUUUGAAUUGGUAUCCACAGUUGGGGUUAUUUUUGGAAUUUGUCUAUGUGCUCUUGCCUCUGUAUUACCAUCUAAUUCUCUGAGCAAGAAAUAUGAUGGAAUAGAUAGUUGGUCUGAUCCAUACUAUUUGCUUUAUAUAAUGUUCUGCUUUAUUUGUGCACUUGCUGUGCUAAUUGUUAUUAAUAAUGAAGAAGCUAAGUAUAAUGAAGAGAAGGAUAUUCAAACUAGGCGAGCUGUUCUCAAAACAAUGGAUGAAGAGAGUUUUGGAUUCUCUACUUCUAAUCAAUCUUCUCCACAACAGCAAGUUUCCUCACCUAACACAAACAAAAUAAAAGUUUCCUUACCGGAAUAUCCACAGUACAUUAGUAUGUUAUACGGUUUGCUUGCUGGGUUAAUUGGCGCACAGUGUGUUCUUGAAAUAAAAGAAAUAGUAGCAUGGGGUGAAUAUGCUAUGAAGAAUCCAGCUACAUGGAUGUAUCACAUACAGCCCUAUGUUGCUUUUGUGGUUUUGGGUAUAUCUACUUGGUUACAGAUGCAUUUCCUAAACUUAGGGCUUGCAAGAGGUGAUGCAACAUUGGUUGUACCUGCUUAUUAUGUUUUCUGGACUCUGUUUAGUACAUUUGGUGGUUUCAGUAAAUUCCAUGAGUUUCAAGGCUUUACUUUAUCAAUGACUAUUAUUUUUACUAUAGGUAUAAUUAUAACGACAGUAUUUGUUAUCAUUAUGUCUAUAAGAGAAAUACUAGCCUUUAAAAAGGCAGUAGACGAAAAUGUACCACAUAAUAAUGAAGUAGAGUCUAUGCCAGAAAAUGUAGAUUCUGUGAGAAGCAAGUUAGAUGUGCAACUUCCUUUAUCAAUGGGUGUUCUAACAAUGAUUCAUGCUGGAAGGUUAGCUGGAAGAUAUUUUGCUAAUGCAUCUGCAAAUUUGCUUAGGAAGACAAGAAGUGCAUCUGAUCUACUAUUACAAAAUAAGGGCUCAAUUGAACUUAUUUUCCCUCAUAAAGAUAUUUGGACUCUUCCCAGCAAUGUUCACAGCUCAGCUAUAGUAAUGGAUGGAAAUUCAUCAUACCAAUCAACAAUAUGGAGACCAAAAGCUGUAAAUGAACUUGUAUUUGAUGAAGGAAGUCACUAUGAAGAGAUUAAAUAA